AUGGAGAACCAGUGUCUUGCCAAAAAAGUUCCAGGGUUCUGCUCCUUUCGCUAUGGAUUGGCUGUUGUUUUGCACUUCUGUAACAUUGUCAUCAUGGCUCAGAGAGUGUGCCUGAACCUCACCAUGGUAGCCAUGGUGAACAGAACAGAGCCACCCAAUUUACCCAAUGGAUCUGCAGUGGAGAGAAUGGAUGAUGGAAAGAACCCCGUGUAUUCCUGGAGUCUUGAUAUUCAAGGGCUUAUCCUCAGUUCUGUCUUCUUUGGUAUGGUCGUGGUUCAGAUUCCUGUUGGGUACCUAUCUGGACUAUAUCCAAUGAAGAGAAUACUUGGGUUUUCAAUGCUCCUCAGCUCUGUGCUCUCCAUGCUUAUCCCACCAGCAGCCCAAGCUGGAGCAGCUUUGGUCAUUGUGUGUCGAGUACUCCAGGGAGUAGCCCAGGGAAUAGUGUCAACAGGCCAACAUGAAAUAUGGGUCAAAUGGGCACCUCCCUUGGAACGAGGCCGGCUUACCUCCAUGACUUUAUCAGGAUUUGUAAUGGGACCAUUUAUUGUCCUUCUUGUGAGUGGAUUCAUCUGUGAUCUUCUGGGUUGGCCCAUGGUUUUCUACAUUUUCGGUAUUUUUGGCUGUAUCCUGAGUCUUUGCUGGUUCCUUCUGUUCUAUGAUGACCCCAAGGACCACCCGUAUAUGAGCAGCAGGGAGAAGGCCUACAUCACAUCCUCUCUUCCCCAGCAGGUCAGCUCGCGCAGACAAUCUCUGCCAAUCAAAGCUAUGCUUAGGUCUCUUCCGCUCUGGGCUAUUAUCAUCAAUACCUUUGCUUUCAUAUGGUCCAACAGCCUCCUGGUUACGUACACUCCAACAUUUAUCAACACUGUGCUUCAUGUUAACAUUAGAGAGAACGGGCUGCUGUCCAGUCUCUCCUAUCUGCUUGCUUACAUCUGUGGCAUCGUAGCAGGUCAGCUGGCAGACUUCCUCCUGUCCCGGAAGAUUUUCAGCGUAGCUAACGUGCGGAAACUCUUCUCUACGCUAGGGAUUCUCUCUCCUGUGAUCUUCAUCAUGUGCCUGCUCUAUUUGAGCUCCAGCUUCUACAGCACCAUCAUCUUCCUGACACUCGCCAACUCGACACUCAGCUUUUCCUUCUGUGGACAGCACAUCAAUGCCUUGGAUAUUGCUCCCAGCUAUUAUGGAUUUAUUAAAGCUGUUUCAGCUCUAAUUGGAAUGAUUGGAGGCCUAAUUUCUUCAGCUGUAGCUGGGCUGAUCCUUAAUCAGGAUCCAGAAAACGCAUGGCAUAAAAUCUUCUUCUUGAUGUCAGGCAUUAAUGUGACGUGCCUAACUUUCUACAAUGUGUUUGCUAAAGGAGAAAUUCAGGACUGGGCUAAAGAAACAAAAAACACACGACUGUGAAGGAUGCAGCCUCAACACACAGCAAUGAGUAUCUUCGAGCACCGAGACUGGGCCUAGCAAAAUGCAGCAGCUACUCCAAUAUUUUCACAUAGAUCUCCCAGGAUAGGGCAGAGGAAGGAGGCAAGGUGGCACCUGGCAGAUAGAUUUAUUUAUUUUUAUGUCCAUAGGGGAGACAUGCAAAAAUGGCAUGGAUAACCUGUCACUGGACAAGAAAGACGACUUGAGAAAAGCCUCCUAGUCUACACUAAUUUCUUUGAGGUGCUGGCUCACUCUCUGCGUGACAACACUCCAGUGACAUCUCUGUGUGUUUUGUUUUCCUGUUUCUACAAAAGUUAAUAGAAAACUGAGUGCUUACGAAGCACGAGGUCAGAGUCCCUAUUAAAAGAAGAGGAACUGUGUGAGACUCCCAUCCCCAGGGAGCCACCAACCCCAGGAGGGGGUGGCGUGAGGAUCCUGGGAGGCCAGUCUCACCCGCUUUAGUCUGUGUACUUCUUCUGCACUGCGUAUUGUAUGCGACAAGUUACGUGUCUGAGU
This is a messenger RNA of Microtus oregoni (creeping vole), 1932 nucleotides long. It is a transcript of the gene Slc17a1, whose product is annotated as solute carrier family 17 member 1. Gene Ontology annotation, biological process: phosphate ion transmembrane transport; monoatomic anion transport. The coding region runs from base 1 to 1398 and encodes 465 amino acids. NCBI's taxonomy places the organism in Eukaryota, Metazoa, Chordata, Mammalia, Rodentia, Cricetidae. Gene Ontology annotation, cellular component: membrane. The record is from RefSeq and is a predicted model, not a curated record. The transcript is spliced from 12 exons.